Messenger RNA from Trichobilharzia szidati, 721 nucleotides. The record is from the annotation of a GenBank genome assembly. Lineage: Eukaryota; Metazoa; Platyhelminthes; Trematoda; Strigeidida; Schistosomatidae.
AAUGCUUCAAGGUUGUUUGUCUGGCGGAAUAGUGAAACUUUCGGGUGCACUUUUCGUUUUGAUUACCAGCCACUCUUAAUUCUACACCAAACUGCGGAAACAAUCUGAUUAACGGUUAAACAAAAAUCCAUCAGCAGUAAUGGUUGUUGAAGUGUAUAUAUCAUCUACUUCUGGAAAUACAAACGUCAAAAGUAGACAACAGUAUAUAAUGAACAUCCUCUCCGCUGCGAAGAUUCCCUACGAAGUCAAGGAUAUUUCAUCUUCAGAAGCUAGCAAACAAUUUAUGUGUAAAACCCUAAAGGAAAACGGAAAGACCCCAAUAGCUCCUCAACUCUUUCUUGGAACAGAGUAUCUUGGGGAUUAUGAAGAAUUUAUUGAAGCGAAUGAAAAUGAAAUGUUAAUGGAAUUUUUAAAAAUGAACGAUUCCUCUCACACUGAACGUUUAGAAGCUGAAUCAUAGAUAGAUUCGAUUAAAACACACACACACACACACACAAACAAACAAUGAUACCCGUGUUUCUUUUUUUGAUAAAGUAAUUCCUCCAUCUUGUCUUGUCUUACCACCGUCAUUAUUAUUACUUGUCUGUUUUCUACAAACUUUAAUAUACAUUUUUUGUGUUUUGGUUGUUUUUUUGUUCAACACUUUUUAUAUAUAUGCUUUAGUUGUUUGUUUCUUUUGAUUCAUGUCUAAUAUAAGUUAUUGAUAUAUAUACUACUUAUU